UUUUUUAGUGAAGCCGAUCGUUACCUCUACUUUAUAAAUGCGAUCCUAGCCUCCGAUAAAGUGUUAAAGAACGUGGACGUGACCGAAGAAGUGGAAAUUCCUUGGGAACGCAUACCCAAAGGCACAGCUUUCCGUUUAGUGGCUUCCGUGGAUGAUCUUGUCUCCCCGUCAGUUUUCUGCAGCCGUUACAUCGCCAAGCGUUUGAUCGAGACUGGACAUGACGUCGAAGUGCAGUUAGUUAAUGGUGGCCAUAUUAUGGAACCUCCAUAUUUCCCACAUCAUGACAAAGUUUGGACGAAAUUCCAAGGUUUCUGCUGCGGUUAUGGUGGUGAUGUUGUCUUGCACGGUAAAAGCCAAGAAAUUUCCUGGGCUGCCACUGUCAACUUUUUCUCGAGAAAACUCGGACAACCGGCUGUGAUGCCAGAUUGGAAUCGACUUCAGCAUGAAGAGUUAAGAAGUAGCUUGUAA
Molecule: messenger RNA, 468 nt
Organism: Cylicostephanus goldi
Lineage: Eukaryota; Metazoa; Nematoda; Chromadorea; Rhabditida; Strongylidae
Source: the annotation of a GenBank genome assembly